Messenger RNA from Episyrphus balteatus (marmalade hoverfly), 1999 nucleotides. RefSeq names its product kelch-like protein 5. Gene Ontology annotation, molecular function: protein binding. The transcript is spliced from 2 exons. The record is from RefSeq and is a predicted model, not a curated record. NCBI's taxonomy places the organism in Eukaryota, Metazoa, Arthropoda, Insecta, Diptera, Syrphidae. Bases 131 to 1879 code for a protein of 582 amino acids.
UAAUUUGCAAACAGUUAUUUUGCCGAUUUAUGCACAUUGUUAUUAUUAUAGAUAAAUUUUUGCUGCGUCUUGUGUUUUUUCCUUAAAAAAAGGACGCCAAAAGGAUUUAACUUUUUAUUGCUAUAUAAUAAUGGAAUCUUCAAAUUCAUCUUCAUCCGAUAAGGAAACAACAAUAAUUUUCGAAAACAAUCAACAUGCAACAAGUAUUACUGAAAAGUUGAAAAUUUUCUAUGAAGAAGAGAAAUUCUUCGAUGUUGUUCUCUUGGCUGGUCAAGAUUCUAUCAAAAUUCGAGCUCACAAAAUGAUUUUGUCAGCUUUUAGUGAGUAUUUUUUGGAAAUAUUUCAAAACAUCUCCACGAUUUCAAAGAUCAACGAAGUAAAUGUUAAAGAAAUCGAAUCUUCGACUUUUAAAUUGAUUAUAAAUUACAUGUGUUCGGGUUCAAUUGAACUGAGUCUUGAAAAGAUUGAGACUAUUUUGAGAGGUGCAGUAUUUCUUAAAAUGAAACACCUUGUUGAUGGGUGCUGUGAUUUUAUGCAAAAAAAUUUAAAUAAUGGUAAUUGUUUGCAAUGGCUGCGAUUGGCAAAAGAACUGAGUUUAUCUGAACUCAUACAAAAAUCAUUUAACUUUAUUUAUUCGCAUUUUAAAGAAGUAACUGAAGGAAAUGAGUUUUUGCUUUUGAAUGAAAUUGAACUCAAAGAUAUUCUUUUUCACAACAAUUCUUAUAAAGACUUGGAGGAGCGAGUAUUUCUCGGAUUGAUUGCUUGGAUUGAACAUGAAAAAUCUGAGCGACAACAUCUUUUAUUUGAAUUGCUCUCGUUGGUUCGCUAUCAGUUUCUUACACCAAAAUUUAUUAUCGAAAACAUCAAUUCGGUAAGUGAAAAUAUUGAGAACUAUAAAUUGAUUCAUCGUUGGCUUCGAUUCCAUUUGUCGCCGGCGACUAGGACAGAAGAAGAGAAAAAAAUAAAUUUUGUUUAUAAAACAAGCACUGGACUAAAUUUAAACUCAAAAGUCAGUGAAUUUGCAGUGAUUCAUUUAAACGAAGCUUAUGAAGCUGAGAUAAGAAGCUACAAUCAAACAUCGCAGAAAUGGUCUUUGGAAAAACGAUCAAUGCCUCUUUCAGCAAAAAAAAGGAUAUAUAGCUCGAUUGUAAUUGAUGAAAAACUAUUUUUCGUUGGAGGGUUAUUCAAUGGAGAAACAAAGAAAAGUGUUGAAUGUUUAGAUUUGAAAACUUUAAAUUGGUCUGAGUUGCCUCUGAUGCGAGUUGCUAGACUGGACAGUCAGUUGGCAAAUUUAAAUGGACAUUUAUGUGCCUUCGGUGGCUAUGAGGACUGGGAUCGUAAAAAGUUUAUUGAUUCGGCGGAGAUUUUCAAUUUCUCUACAAAAAAAUGGACUGAUUUGCAACCACUUCUUAAGCCAAAUGCAAGACAAAGAAUUGUUGGUCAUAACGGUAUUUUGUACAUUUUUGAUUUUCAUUACGGCUGUUUGCAAUGUUAUGAUGUCUCCACCGAUCAAUGGACUUCAAAAAAACUACCCAUCGAUGAUGUUAAAGAAGAAUUUCGUACUACUGGGGUCGAUAAUUUCUUGUAUUGUAUUAUUGGUGGAAAAUUAGAAUCAAACAAGCAAUGGAUUUGCUAUAAGAAGCUUACAAUUAAACGAUAUGAUUUAACUAACGAUACCUGGUGUGAGGUGGAUGUUUUACAAAAAGAUGGAUACAUUGGACAAAUGGUCACAAUUAUUGGAAAUAAAAUUUUGUUUAUCAACGGAAAUCACAAUAUCACAGAGUAUGAUCUUGGAACUAAAAAAAUAAUUGAUAUCUCUGCAUCGGCAUGUUAUUAUUAUCGUGCUUAUAUUUUUCCUUUAAAAUUAUGUUUUGAAUAAGUUAUUAUUUCGAUACACUGAAAAUAAUUUUGUUUGUUUAUGUGUUUUUUUUUUUUUUUAAUCAAUGAAUUUGUCUACAUACGUUAUUUUUUGUUAAAAUAAAUAAUAUAAACUUUGAAA